This is a messenger RNA of Emiliania huxleyi CCMP1516, 1359 nucleotides long. RefSeq lists its product as hypothetical. The coding region runs from base 1 to 1359 and encodes 452 amino acids. NCBI's taxonomy places the organism in Eukaryota, Haptophyta, Isochrysidales, Noelaerhabdaceae. The transcript has a single exon. The record is from RefSeq and is a predicted model, not a curated record.
AUGACAGCCCCGGCCGACGCCGAGCCGCCUCCGCCCGUCGAAACGGCAGCGUUGUGCGUGCCGCCUGGGGCCACUCUGAGUGGCAAGGCGCGGGCGCAGCUGCUGGACUCGCACACGCGGCAAUGGCAAACCGAGACGUGGGAAGAGGCUGACCACUCGCUGGUGCGCCGGCUCGUGGACCGAUCGGUGGCCUGGGCGAAUCGCAGCACUGUGGCCGUGGGGUGCUUGGGCGGCUCGGGCAGCCGCGGGCUCGCAGAGCUGCUCUUCAGGCACGGAGUCUACAUGGGCCACUGCCUCAACCCGAGCACGAUGGACUGUGCGUACUUUGCCGUGCACGACCGACCGCCGCUGGCUCAAGUCAUGCAGUCCGUCUUCACUGGGCCAGCCUCCGCGGGGUCUCUCGAUUACCAGCUGCACCAACUGCCCGCAGCCGUCUUGGCGGCGGCGGAGCGGGCGCUCGGAGCGGCGCUGCAACGGGUGUGGUCUGACUUGCGGAGUGAGCUCUAUUGCUACUACCGCAACCGCCUAUUGCGGGCGCGCCGCAGCAGAGCCGACGCCCGGGAGGACGACCUGUACGCACCGCCCUUUCACGCAAUCGGCUGGAAGGCGUGCAAGAGCCUUGUCCUCCUCCCGGUCCUGCGCUCCCUGCUGGGCCGGAAGCUGCGCUUCAUGCACCUCAUGCGGCACGGACCCACGAUGAUGCUUUCGACGAACAACGUGCAGCUCAGGCAGUCCUGCGCCGGCGGCAACUGCGGCUCCGCACUCAGCACCAACAGAUCGGUGUACACGUACGAUACGGCAGCGGUUGCUUCACUGCACGCGGAGUGCCUCGCCCUCUCGCAGAAGCAUUGCAGCGGCGCACAACUCCACAAGGCUCUCCUCGACCGCCCAUGCGGCGCGCUGCAGACGCUGAUGCGGCAGGGGCAGCUGUGGGCAGCUGUGAACUCGCAGGCGCGGGACGCCGCGGAGCGAGGGGGCCCAAGGGCGGCCGCAAUGAGCUACCGGAGCGUCCGCAUCGAGGAUGUUGUGCGUGGGGUCGGUGUCGCGAGCCUUCUCGAGUGGGUGGGGGUCCCGCCGGCCGCGGUGUGCCCAGAGGCUCGAGGCGGCCUCAACACCACGUGCUGGCGCGACCCCUCCACCUUCCGUCAGGAGGAGAGCGUGGUCGAGUACAUGGUUAGGGACAAGAUGGCCGCCCUCGUCGCCCAGCUGCGGACCAGCGCGAUGUGCCCUCGAGUCGCGGGGCUGUACUCGCGGCUUGGGGACGGGUGCGGGGAUGCAUAUUUCCGACGCGCGAUGGUCCGCUUUGGCUACUGGACCGCUGAUGACGGAGCCAAUUGCACCGAGAGUCGCGGGUCUUGA